ACUCUUUAUUACACCAUUCACUCAACAAACUCACUUUCAUAAGAGAGAAAAAAGUGAAAUUAAAUUAUUAGAACGAUGAAGAGACAAAGCAGCGCCGUGUCUCCGUCGUCGUCUCGGCGUGAAACCACGCCGGACAAAAUUCACGUCAAGACAAUCGGUUGCAUGUCCGGCAUUCUCCACCUCAUCUCCACUUCCAAUUCCCGCGGCCACCGCCGAUUCCUCACAUUCGGGAAGAAACAGUCUAAGAAUAACGGUUCUUCCGUUUCAGUUUCAACCGCCACCGCCAAUUCGCAACCGGAAAAAACGGAGAAGGAGAGUGAUGAGGUUUCUUCCGCUGUGCGAAAUCCGAAAUUGUCGAGUGAGGUUCCGAGGAGUCCGACAUUACCGGCGGAGAUUCGCCGGAAGUCUUCGGAGAAUGUUCGGGAAACACCGGCGUUAGUGGCGAGGCUGAUGGGACUGGAGACGCUUCCUGCAUCGCCGGAAUCAGUGGUUGAGAAGAGGCAGAAGCUGCUUGGCGCAUUGCAGAGAUGUGAUGAAGAUCUCAAGGCGCUGAAGAAAAUCAUCGACUCCGUGCGGAUUCCUCAGCCGGUUUCGUCACCGUCUCCGGCGAAAGUGAAAACGGUUUGUGAGGUGAAGUGUUCGGUGGUUAACGGUGAGCAACAGCAGCAGCAGCAGCAACCGAGUCCUGUUUCUGUACUUGACGAGUUCACUCGUUCGCCACUCAGUCCGAAUUGCCACUCUGGACGCUAUUCAUUUGCACGAAUACAGCAACAGAAGCAUCACUUACUCAAGAAGCCAGGAGAGGAAGAAAUCAGCAGUACAUUAUAUAUGCAUGAGAGAAUGACAAACGAAUUGCUUAAUAAGAAAGUCAAUGAAGAAGAUUGUUCAAUUAUGUGGAAUAGUAAAGGCAUGAUGAGAACUGUAGAGGAAGUGUGUAGAGAUGUUGCUUGGGGAGAAAAUAGAGAGAUUGGAAGAAUAGGGUUGGCUUUGCAGGAUUGUAUCUGCAGAGAUUUGAUUGAAGAAAUUGUUAGAGAAUUAGGAUGCUUGUAUACUUUGCCAUUUGAGUCCUGUAAGAGAAGACUCUGCUUCUAAACUAUACAUGUUCAACAUUAGUUUGUUUGUUUGUUUUUUAUUUAUUUAUUUAUUUAAAUUAUAUAGUAUAUGUUAUCUCCCUUAAACUUUGUAUUUGUCUUACAAAUCACAUUUGAUUUAGCAGGUUAUUCGUCAAAAUAGUGUACAAUUAAUUUUUUUAUCAACAAAAUACUAACUUGCUUAAAA
Molecule: messenger RNA, 1278 nt
Organism: Trifolium pratense (red clover)
Lineage: Eukaryota; Viridiplantae; Streptophyta; Magnoliopsida; Fabales; Fabaceae
Exons: 3
Coding region: 76-1092 (338 amino acids)
Source: RefSeq, a predicted model, not a curated record